This is a messenger RNA of Neoarius graeffei (lesser salmon catfish), 2413 nucleotides long. Its product is annotated as vascular endothelial growth factor A-A-like. The transcript is spliced from 6 exons. Gene Ontology annotation, molecular function: vascular endothelial growth factor receptor 1 binding; heparin binding; growth factor activity. Gene Ontology annotation, cellular component: membrane. Lineage: Eukaryota; Metazoa; Chordata; Actinopteri; Siluriformes; Ariidae. The record is from RefSeq and is a predicted model, not a curated record. Gene Ontology annotation, biological process: induction of positive chemotaxis; positive regulation of mast cell chemotaxis; positive regulation of endothelial cell proliferation. The coding region runs from base 601 to 1182 and encodes 193 amino acids.
CACACACACACACUGCACGGAUAACCUCUCUCUCUCUCUCUCUCUCUCUCUCACACACACACACACACACACUGCACGGAUAACCUCUCUCUCACACACACACACACACACACUGCACGGAUAACCUCUCUCUCUCUCUCUCUCUCUCUCUCACACACACACACAGAGGCGCGCGGAGAGAAACGGAAGCGGCUUUCACUCGGUGGGACUCUCACUCGGUACCAUCGGAACUGACUCGCGGUACCGGAGCGGAAAUCGCGUCUGGAGCUCAGGGAGACUUUCCUUCAGUCUGAGAUUUUAACCAGAAUUCUGUGAUUUGCGUCUCGGUUCCGGUGCGGGUUGUGUGGAACCGAACCCGGAUCCCUGUGGAUGAUUUUUAAUCAUUAAUUUUUGCACACAGAGGAUCUGAGUCUCAGCGGGGAGUGUGUGUGUGAGUGAGUGUGUGUGAGUGUGAACAUGGAGGUGUUACUAUGACCCCGGACUUCAGCACUGCCACAGCCACUGCAGGUCACACUCACACACACACUCACUCACACACACACUCACUCACACACACUGUCUGAGAGUCACUGAGCUGAGAGAUUUUUGGGAAAUUCAGCCAUGAACUGUGUGGUUUAUUGGGCUCACUUAUUUCUGGCAGCGCUGCUGAACGCCUCGGCUCUGAAGGCAGCUUACAUACCAAAGGAGGGAAAAAGCAAGAAUGAAGUGGUGAUGGCGUUUAUGGAGGUGUACAGUAAGAGCAGGUGUAAUCCGAGGGAGACGUUGGUGGAUGUACAUAGCGAGUAUCCACACGACAUCUACGUCACCUACCUGCCAUCCUGCGUGGUGCUGCAGCGCUGUGGAGGCUGCUGUAAUGAUGAAGCACUCGAGUGUGUUCCUACAGACACACGCAACAUCACACUGGAGUUGUACAGAGUAAAACCAGGUGUUGGAGAACACAAAACUCUGCUGAGCUUCACAGAACACACACACUGUGACUGCAAAGUAAAACCAGAAGUGAAAACAAAGAAAGAAUACCGCUGUGAGCCCUGCUCGCAGAGGAAGAAGCACUGGUUUGUGCAGGAUCCUCUCACCUGCAGCUGUUCCUGCACACUGACUCAGUUACAGUGCAGGUCCAGACAGCUUGAGUUAAACGAGAGAGUUUGCAGGUUUGUUCAUCACUUCGUCUUGUGUGUGAUGUGACGUCAUGUGUGUGACGUGACAUUGUGUCUCUGUGUCGUUCUUGGGAUUUUUCUGCAUGACUCUGUCACCUGCUCGCAUAUUUGUACUCUAAACCCUCGUGCAUGCGCGUGAUUUCCACUGCACACUGCUGAAAUUAACAUGCAGUCACAUGGCCACGCUGUGUGUGUGUGUGUGUGCGCGCGUGCCAGAGAGAGAGAGAGGUGUGUAUGUGUGUGUUGUAGAUAUUUAAAAGGCACAGUUCAGAUGAAAAUGUAAUAUCCACGUCCUUUGUCCUUUCUAAAGAAAAAAAUUUCACAUUUCCGAUCACGUCUCAGCUGAUCGAGUCCAAAAUUCACACUGUGGACAGUUUUCACUUCCUUUAAUCCUCUGUGUCAUUUAUAACUUCUUUAAUACACUUCAUUACACCUUAUAAUAAACAAUAACAGGAUUCAUUUCAGAGUGUUUCAACACACUGAUGUGUUGAAAUAUGUGAAAAUAAACCUCCCAUAUAUAAAAUUCAGAACGUCCUCUUACACACACACACACACACACACACACACACCGCUCCCUGUGAUGUUUUUAAACAUCUGGAUAAAAAAGACACUUAUUUAUUUUCUACUCAUCUGAACAUGCUCCCCACUCCCUAUAGAAGUGCACUACAUGGGGUAAGAGAUAACGGAGUCGAGACCCUAUUUAGUGCCCUAAAAGGGGUACAGUGAACAUGAAAUUCUAACAGUCACACUGGACUGAACCGGCACUCUGAUCCGACAUCACAAUAAGAGCACAAUAAAUUAAUCCAGUCAUGUGGGUCUUUAAAAUUCCCUCCAAACCCAAACGAAAUGUCUUUAUAACACAACCAUAAAAACAUGUCCAUGCUGCUUGCUUCUCACAUGAUUGUGAUUCUGAAACUUAAUUCAUUAAUUAAUCAGUGACAUCAUCAUCUGCUUGAUUUAACCACAGAUUAAACCCUAAACCCUUCAUCUAGGGCACUGAUUCCUAAUGUAAGUGCACUACUUACCUAACCCUAAAUCGUCCUAUAUAAGUGCACUAUGUGGGAUCUGAAACAGCUUUUAUACUCUUUCUCACUCUUUCUUGUGCACUAAAUAUCCAGUAGAAGCCUGUUUGGGAUACAGGUCCCUGAUCCCUAUCGAACUAUAGUCAUAAAUUAGCGGCCCUACACCCUUUGUAGUGUAGAGCGAAAGGGGAAAUAGCUCACUAGCACCCUGUAUGGUGACACACUGUUCUCUCUUUU